Carassius gibelio (silver crucian carp) is the source of this 2143-nucleotide messenger RNA. It is a transcript of the gene scn1bb, whose product is annotated as sodium channel, voltage-gated, type I, beta b. NCBI's taxonomy places the organism in Eukaryota, Metazoa, Chordata, Actinopteri, Cypriniformes, Cyprinidae. Gene Ontology annotation, cellular component: voltage-gated sodium channel complex. The transcript is spliced from 6 exons. Gene Ontology annotation, molecular function: sodium channel regulator activity. Gene Ontology annotation, biological process: cardiac muscle cell action potential involved in contraction; regulation of heart rate by cardiac conduction; sodium ion transport. The record is from RefSeq and is a predicted model, not a curated record. The coding region runs from base 388 to 1068 and encodes 226 amino acids.
GGGUUCGGUUAUGCGCGCGGCCCGGGGUUUUUACCGCAGUGCAUCAGUCCGAGCGUCACCGGAGCUCCAGAACUCACCGAGCAGCGUUAAACACCGUCAGAUCCCCGCUUACCGAUCACCCGCGUCCGUCUGAGGAGGAUCUUAUCACGGAGGCAAGUGACGGUCUGCAUGAGGCGCUGUAUGUGAAUAUAAAUACAUUAACGGAUGCGCGCGCGGAGCAGUGUUUAUCAGGUGUUGAUUAACGUAAGGGUGUGUGGCUCAUAUAAACUGUGAUCUCAGGUCUCUGAGGGGGGCCUUCACUAAACCUCUGUACAGCAGCAGGCCGCGGAUUCUGGACAUGAAGCUCCAGCACUAGUGUGUGUGUGUGUGUGUGUGUGAGAGAGAGAGAUGAUGAUGAUGAUGAUGAUGAUGAUGAGGCGUCUGCUGCUCCUGUGUGUGUUCUGCACACUCUCCGUGUCUCUGUGCAGCGGCGCCUGUGCCGAGGUGGACUCAGACACCGAAGCUGUGGCAGGAAGGAGCUUCAAGCUGGGAUGCAUCUCCUGUAAGAUGCGUGGAGAGGUGAAGGCCUCGGCCACCGUCGACUGGAUGUUCAGAGCCAGAGGAGAAGCAGACUUCGUACACAUCUACAGCUACGACGGCGAGGCGUCCAGCAUCAUCGACGAACGCUUUCAGGACCGCAUGGAGUGGCACGGCAGCAGGAACACCUACGACCUGCAGGACGCGUCUGUGGACCUCCUGAACGUCACCUUCAACGACUCCGGCGUCUACCGCUGCGUCUUCAACCGAGUGCUGAGCUACGAAUACUACGAGUUCUCCACCACCGCCACCAAACUGGUGCAGCUCUCCGUCGUGGCCAAAGCCACGCGAGGCACGGCGUCCAUCGUGUCAGAGGUCAUGAUGUACGUGACCAUCAUCGGCCUGCAGCUCUGGCUCCUGGUGGAGAUGAUCUACUGCUACAGGAAGAUCUCCGCAGCUGGAGAGGAAGCACUGAGAGCCAGCGCAGCGGAGUAUCUAGCGAUCGCGUCCGAGGGCAAGGACAACUGCGCCGGUGUGCAGCUAGCAGAAUAGCACAGGUUCUUCCAGACGCUCUUCCUCCGGAGCUGCUCUCCCCGUCUCCUCCUCUUCCUCUGUGUUUCUUCACCUGGACGCUCUCGAUCCACACAGCACUCACACAAUACACUGUCCUGCACCACACACCAGUGAAGAUCAAGCUGACCUGACCUGACCUGACCACACACAGGAGCCACGUCUGUGUAUAUCCAACACAUCCUCAGUCGAUCCGAGAGAGAAACCAAUGCUAGAGCCGGGAGGAAACUCUUCCUAGACGCUUCCAUCACUAGAAACUCCUAGUUGUUGUAUAACCCAAGACUCUAGCUCUUUGAUGUAGCAAGCACUCGCAGGAUGUUUGAAAUGCAUUCUGGGUAAGUGCAUUAAGACAUGCGAUAUCUGGUCCGGUCCCGCUGUGUGCUGUUGUGAUGCAUGCCCACACUGCAGUGGAUCUUCUGUCAGACGCCUGAUAUAAUCUGUGGGAAAUGCAGAAGUGCAUGCUGGGAAACGCAGGGCUGGUGGGCGGAAGUGCAGAGAGAGAGAGAGAUGUGCAAAUUAAAUGAGUUCACAUGAAGUCUGGACUCUUAUUUCUUAACUGAGGCGGUGUGGAUGCUAGUUUGUGUUCGCUAACGCUAGUUAACGCAGUCGUCGUAAAAUAAUCACAAAUGUAAAAUUAUCGUAACAGGAUUAAAAACAUUUAUUUAUUAAUAAUAAAGUUAAGAGUAUAUAAAAAUAAAGUGUUUUAAAGACAUUUAUGCAUAGAAAAAUAUAAUUUUCAAUAAAAAAAUAAAAAACUUUUUCAUAAAAAUUGGUUAAAGAUAUAAUUAAAGAAGAUGAUGCAGUGUAAUUAGGGACGAGCUGGAUGGCAGAAGAUAUCAUAUCACCAGUUUAUUUGUUUUUUCUUCAGGAAUCCCUGUUUAAAGAACCAUGCCUUGUGUCUACACGUCUUUGUCAUUAUAUAAUCUUUGUUAUUAAAUCUUUUGUUUGUACUCUAGAUGUAUUUAGCAUUCAAGAAACUAUAAUAUCAAAAUAACACACUAUAUGCACUUCACUGUGUAAAUCAUGCAUUGAUUCUUAUUAAAGUUCUUCCGUCGAA